Molecule: messenger RNA, 1389 nt
Organism: Saitoella complicata NRRL Y-17804
Lineage: Eukaryota; Fungi; Ascomycota; Saitoellomycetes; Saitoellales; Saitoellaceae
Product: chromate ion transporter-like protein
Exons: 2
Coding region: 1-1389 (462 amino acids)
Biological process (GO): chromate transport
Molecular function (GO): chromate transmembrane transporter activity
Source: RefSeq, a predicted model, not a curated record
AUGGAGACGGUCGCGAAUCAUGAGCUGGGUUCCGUCGAGGAGGAACCACGCAAACCCCUCCUCCACCGCCUCGUCGAAGUAACCCGUGCCUAUGCUCCCCUCGGAUUCACCUCCUUCGGUGGUCCAGGCGUACACGUUAUCCUCCUUCGCCGCCUCUUCGUCGACAAACUCCAAUGGGUUGACGAGACGAUCUUUAACGAUCUCUAUGGUUUGGGGAAUGCGUUGCCUGGGCCUGGGUCGACGCAGUUGGCGUUUUCGAUCGCCCUUGUCCGAGCGGGGAUUCUGGGUGGUUUAUUGGCGUUUUUGAUCUGGAGUUUACCUGGAGCUUUAGGGAUGUUGGCUCUGGGUUUCGGCGUGAGGCAGAUUCCGGAGAAGUUGCCGGGGAUCGUGUUGGCGUUGUUUACGGGACUCAAUGCGGCUGCUGUCGGGUUGAUUGCGCUUGCGGCGUAUAAUUUGAGUGCGUCGACGAUUACGGAUUAUGUUACGCGGGUUACGCUGUUUGUUGCUGCUGCUAUUUCGUGUUGUUUUGAGGCGCAGUGGUUGUUUCCGACUAUGAUGGUUGGGGGAGGUUUGACGACCUUCAUCUGGGACAACGAGCGUGUUCAGAAGGUUUUGCGCUCCAUCCGUCGCAAGAACGCACCCGUGGAAGAGGCGACGUCCGUAUCGGCUUCCUCUCAGGCUACACCAACGACAGCGAUCAACACUUACUUCACCCUGUCCAUUUUCGGCGGUUUGGCCUUCCUCGCGUUGUUUGUGGUGUCGCUGACGCUGUUUCUGACGCUUCGAUCACACCUUCCACACCCACCCCACACAUUCGACUUCUUCACCUCGCUCUACCUCGCCGGCACCAUCAUCUUCGGUGGAGGACCUGUCGUGAUUCCGCUCCUACGUUCGUACACCGUUGAUCCCGGAUGGGUUGCCCCACGAGAUUUCUUAUUGGGUUUCGCGAUCUUGCAGGCGUUCCCGGGUCCUAACUUCAACUUUGGCGUUUACCUCGGUGUCCUGGCCGUCCCAUCCAACCCAGUUCUCGGCGCAUUCCUCGGAUACCUCGGUAUCUUUGCCCCAGGGAUCAUCCUCAAACUUGCGAUCCUCCCCGUCUACGCCCGAAUCAACAAACACCCCAUCUUCCGCUCCAUCCUCCGCGGUGUCAACGCCGCCGCUGUAGGACUGCUCUGGACCGCAGUAUGGCGAUUAUGGCGGGUGGGAUGGUUGGUGGAUGCGCCGGGGGGUGUGGGGACUGUUGGGGUUAGUUUGGAUGGGGACGGGUGGUGGGGGGUUGUUGCUGCGGGGACGUUUGUGGGGUGUGAGUGGUUUAAGGUGCCGCCUGCUAUUGCGGUUGUGGGAGGGAGCGUGAUGGGGUUGGUUUGGUAUGGGGUUAGGGCGGCGUAG